CUCUCAGUAGCAUCAUCUGUCUUGUGCGUUUAUCAGCCGACGCAAAAAUGGUGAAGGGACGCCAAGGAGAACGUGUAAGACUCUACGUUAGGGGAACCAUCUUGGGAUACAAAAGGUCCAAGUCCAACCAGUACCCAAACACAUCCCUUAUCCAGAUCGAAGGAGUCAACACUACAGAGGAGGUGACAUGGUACAAGGGAAAGAGGAUGGCUUACAUCUACAAGGCUAAGACCAAGAAGAACGGUAGCCACUACCGUUGCAUCUGGGGAAAGGUUACAAGGCCUCAUGGUAACAGCGGUGUUGUCCGUGCCAAAUUCACAUCCAACUUACCUCCCAAGUCCAUGGGAAUGAGGGUGAGAGUCUUCAUGUAUCCGAGCAACAUUUGAAGCAAAGGAAGACAGCAUAAACAUUGAUUUAGCUGUGGUUUUUGUCCACUAGUUCGUUAUUUUGUAUUUUGAUACUGGAAGCAUUUUCCUUUCUUUGUUUUAAGUGUUUUGGUGAUUAUCUGAACGACUUUAAAAUAUCAUGGAUUUGGUUUUUAAUCCCCAAUAAUAGAAUCUCUACUAUCUUUCUUUCA
Messenger RNA from Eruca vesicaria subsp. sativa (arugula), 577 nucleotides. NCBI's taxonomy places the organism in Eukaryota, Viridiplantae, Streptophyta, Magnoliopsida, Brassicales, Brassicaceae. The record is from the annotation of a GenBank genome assembly.